Torulaspora globosa is the source of this 1551-nucleotide messenger RNA. It is a transcript of the gene ALD5, whose product is annotated as aldehyde dehydrogenase (NAD(P)(+)) ALD5. Gene Ontology annotation, molecular function: aldehyde dehydrogenase (NAD+) activity. The record is from RefSeq and is a predicted model, not a curated record. The transcript has a single exon. Bases 1 to 1551 code for a protein of 516 amino acids. NCBI's taxonomy places the organism in Eukaryota, Fungi, Ascomycota, Saccharomycetes, Saccharomycetales, Saccharomycetaceae.
AUGUUGUCUAGAUCUGUGAUUGGCCAGCUGGCCUCGAAGAGAUUGGUGCGCUUGUAUUCGCAGGUGCCCCUGCGCGUGCCCGUGACGCUGCCCAACGGUACCACUUACGAACAGCCCACCGGGCUGUUUAUCGACGGCGAGUUCGUUGCUUCGAAGCAGCGCAAGACGUUUGAAGUGAUCAACCCAUCCACCGAGCAGGAGAUCUGUCACGUGUACGAAGGUCGCGAGGACGACGUGGACCACGCAGUGUCGGCGGCUAAGAGGGCGUUUGAGAACGGAUGGUCGACCGCAGAGCCGGAGUUCCGUGCCAGGGCGCUGUUCAAGCUGGCAGAUCUUGUGGAGGAGCACUUGGAGACGCUGGCGGCGAUCGAGUCUCUGGACAACGGGAAGUCGCUGCUGUGUUCGCGCGGCGACGUGGCGCUGGUGGCGAGAUACCUGCGUUCGUGCGGUGGGUGGACCGAUAAGAUCUACGGGAACGUGAUUGACACCGGCAAGGACCAUUUUGCCUACUCUUUGAGGGAGCCGAUCGGGGUGUGUGGCCAGAUCAUUCCGUGGAACUUCCCUUUGCUGAUGUGGUCUUGGAAGAUAGGACCCGCUUUGGCGACUGGUAACACGGUGGUGUUGAAACCGGCGGAGGCUACUCCGUUGUCUGCGCUUUAUGCGUCUCGCCUCUGUCAGGAGGCUGGUAUUCCGGCCGGUGUCGUUAACAUUGUGCCUGGUUUCGGUAAGAUCGUCGGAGAGAGGUUGUGCAACCAUCCGGACGUGAAGAAGAUUGCGUUCACUGGUUCCACGAACACCGGACGCCACAUCAUGAAGACCGCCGCAGACAGCAUCAAGAAGAUUACUCUGGAGUUGGGCGGCAAAUCGCCCAACAUCGUCUUUGCAGACGCAGACCUGGACAAGGCCGUCAAGAACAUUGCGUAUGGUAUCUUCUUCAACUCUGGUGAGGUGUGUUGUGCCGGUUCCAGAGUGUACGUUCAGGAUUCCGUCUACGACGAGGUGUUGGAGAAGUUCAAGGAAUACACAGAGUCGUUGGUGGUCGGAGACCCAUUCGCGGAGGGCACUUUCCAGGGUGCGCAGACUUCGCAAAUGCAGAUGGAGAAGAUCUUGAAGUACGUUCAAAUUGGUACUGAAGAAGGUGCUCGUGUGGUUGCCGGUGGUGAGAGAAUGGGCGAAAAGGGUUUCUUCGUCAAGCCAACCAUCUUCGCUGACGUUAAAGAGGACAUGCAGAUUGUUAAGGAUGAGAUUUUCGGACCUAUCGUCACUGUCUCCAAGUUCUCUACCGUCGACGAAGUCGUGUCUCUAGCCAAUGACUCCGUUUACGGUCUAGCGGCAGGCAUUCACACUAAGGACGUUAACAAGGCCAUCAAUGUGUCGAACAGAAUCAAAGCAGGUACCAUCUGGAUUAACACCUACAACGCUUUCCAUCAAAACGUGCCAUUCGGUGGCUUCGGACAAUCUGGUAUCGGUAGCGAAAUGGGUGCCGCUGCUUUGGACAACUACACUCAAGUUAAAUCUGUGAGAAUGUCCAUCGACAGGCCUCAAUACUAG